AUGGAAUCUGCUCAAAAAUUGGAACAACAACAACAGUUAAUCAGACAACUUGAGCAAGACCUUAUUGUAAUGCAAGGAUCAUCAUCGACAACUUACCGACCAGGACCUGAUGGAGCUCCCAAUACUGUUUCUGACAUGUCUUCUGAAUUAGUAGCCGGAGCUGUCAAACAAUCAACUGGUGUCGUAGCUGAUACUUCAUCUGGUACUGAUUCACUUCUCGCAAUUGUAACAAGUCAAAGAGAGAGAUUCAGGGUCCGAAACCAAGAACUAGAGGCAGAAAAUUACAUGCUGCAACAAAAUUACAAUCGACAACAGAAUGAAUUGGAUGGGAUGAGAACAGACAAUGUUAAGUUAUAUGAGAAGAUCAAGUUUUUACAGAGUUAUCCGUCUACUAAGGUUCAAGUGCAAGAUGAUGUUACUUCGAAAAGAUAUUCCACUCAAUACGAAGAACAUUUGGAUCCAUUUACAAGCUUUAAUAAACGAGAGAAACAGAGAAAAUACAUGAAUUUGGGUCCACACGAUAAGCUCACUCUCAAUCUUGGAAAAUUUAUUUUGUCUAGUAAAAUGGCCCGGACUGUAUUUUUCUUCUAUAUGUUGAUUGUACAUACCCUGCUAUACAUUAUACUUUAUAAAUACGCCUAUACUGAAGACUGCAUGAGACAUAUCGCGGAAUUGUGUUAUGAAAAGUUCGGACAGCCAAUGGUACCAAACCAUCUUGCUGAUAGAGUAGUAGAUGCAGGAGGUCAAGCUUUGAAACCAGCUUAG
This is a messenger RNA of Styela clava, 765 nucleotides long. Its product is annotated as protein CASP-like. Gene Ontology annotation, cellular component: Golgi membrane. The record is from RefSeq and is a predicted model, not a curated record. Lineage: Eukaryota; Metazoa; Chordata; Ascidiacea; Stolidobranchia; Styelidae. Gene Ontology annotation, biological process: intra-Golgi vesicle-mediated transport.